AAUUUUGUUCUUAUUUCUUUUAUUAGUUGUAUUCUUCAUUUUUAUAAAUUGUUAUUUCUUAAUUGUUUAUUGCUCGUGUUCGUAGCACAUUUUUCAUGCUAUACUUUUUAUAUUUACGCCGGUAAAUAUAAUCUUUAUAGACAGCACUACGUUAAACCUACUACUAAAUUUAAAAUGACAUAGGUGUAUUUUUGGUUUUAACUACGUGUAUUCUACUAACUGAGGAAUAUAUGUGCAUGUUUUAAAAGUUCCACCAAUAUUUGAAUAGAAAUUUUAAUUCUUACCAAUCAGAAAUACAAUUAAUCAUGGAAGUAAACAAAGAUGAAGCUUAUCGCUGUUUAGAUCGUGCUGAAUAUUAUAUCGCCGAAGGCGAUGUUGAAAAAGCAGAAAAGUUCAUAAAUAAGAGCAAAAAACUUUUUCCAACCUCUGAAGCGGAUGAACUAUUAAAAAAAUUAAAAACUCAAGGUUCAAAAAAACAUACAACAUCAAAUGUUAAACCUGAUGGACAAAAUGCUAAAAAACGUAAAAAUACGCCUCCAGGUAGUCCCAGAGGAGAAAGAGCUAAUCAACCAACUUAUACAAAAGCACAAUUGGACACAGUCAAAAAAGUUAACAACUGCAAAGAUUUCUAUGAUGUGCUUAGCAUAAAAAAAGAUGCUACUGAUACUGAAAUAAAAAAAGCAUAUAAAAAAUUAGCCUUAGUAUUGCAUCCAGAUAAAAAUCAUGCUCCUGGAGCUGCUGAAGCAUUUAAAACUGUAGGUAAUGCUGUCGCCACAUUAACUGAUGCAGAAAAACGAAAACGUUAUGAUAUGGUUGGUCACGAAAAUGCUACAUCAGAUCAUGUACACAGAAAUUAUGAUCAUGGAUUUGAAUCGGAUAUUACAGCUGAACAAUUAUUUAAUAUGUUCUUUAAUGGAGCUUUUCCAACAAGACAAGGACCAAUGACAAACCCAUACUAUACUCGAUCGUUUUCAAGACGUUGGCCACCAGAGACUGAUAAUGAUAAUCAUCAACAACAGGAAUCAUCAAGUAUAUAUUUUCAACUGUUACCAAUUCUUCUCCUACUUCUGCUAUCAUUGUUUUCAAACUUUUCUUAUGAUCCCGUGUAUACUCUAAAACAUUCCCCGAAGUACCCUGUUCUUCGUCGUACAUCAUUCAGAGACAUUUCAUAUUUUGUGAAAGAUAACUUUCAUACUGACUAUACAGGCGAUUUAAGACGUUUAGAGCAUACUAUUGAAGAAGAUUAUAUAAAUACAGUACGCACAAAAUGCAUACGUGAAAAAGAAUACUAUGAGUCAUUAAUGUGGAGAGCACGUUUAGAUGAUGAUUCUACAUUAUUCAAUAAAGCAACUAAAUACCAAAUGAAAUCUUGUGAGGAGUACCAAACAUUGAUGAAACAAAAAUAUAAAUAAAGCUAUUUUCUUUAAUACCACUUAGUUUUGUUUUGUUUUGUUUUGUUUUUUUUUUUUUA
This is a messenger RNA of Rhopalosiphum maidis (corn leaf aphid), 1471 nucleotides long. Its product is annotated as dnaJ homolog subfamily B member 14-like. The record is from RefSeq and is a predicted model, not a curated record. Lineage: Eukaryota; Metazoa; Arthropoda; Insecta; Hemiptera; Aphididae. The transcript is spliced from 9 exons. Gene Ontology annotation, molecular function: Hsp70 protein binding. Bases 306 to 1412 code for a protein of 368 amino acids. Gene Ontology annotation, biological process: cellular response to misfolded protein. Gene Ontology annotation, cellular component: endoplasmic reticulum membrane.